Molecule: messenger RNA, 1815 nt
Organism: Beauveria bassiana ARSEF 2860
Lineage: Eukaryota; Fungi; Ascomycota; Sordariomycetes; Hypocreales; Cordycipitaceae
Product: dihydroxy-acid dehydratase
Exons: 4
Coding region: 1-1815 (604 amino acids)
Biological process (GO): branched-chain amino acid biosynthetic process
Cellular component (GO): mitochondrion
Molecular function (GO): dihydroxy-acid dehydratase activity
Source: RefSeq, a predicted model, not a curated record
AUGUCUGACAUCAAGGCUCCGGUCCCCGAAAGGGAUCCCAAGUCUUCCAAUGACUUUAUCCAGUUCAACUGCCUGCCGUCUGGUGGCCCGCUCAAUCGCUGGUCGGCGGGCAUCACGCGAGAGCACGACUUUCCCGGCGCGCAGGCCAUGCUGUAUGGCGCCGGUGUUCCCGACGAGCAGACGAUGAAGAGUGCGCCGCACGUUGGUAUCGCGACAGUCUGGUGGCAGGGCAACCCGUGCAACACACACUUACUCGACUUCGGCCAGAUUGUGAAGCGUGCCGUCGAAAAACAAGGCAUGCUGGGUUGGCAGUUCAAUACCAUUGGCGUGUCGGAUGCCAUUACCAUGGGAGGCGACGGCAUGCGAUUCUCUUUGCAGUCGCGUGAAAUCAUUGCCGACUCCAUCGAAUCCGUUACCUGCGCGCAGCACCACGACGCCAACAUAUCCAUCCCUGGCUGCGACAAGAAUAUGCCCGGCGUCAUCAUGGCCGCUGCGCGCCACAACAGGCCCUUUAUCAUGAUUUACGGCGGCACCAUCCGCAAGGGCCACUCCAACCUCCUCGAGAAGGAGAUCAACAUCUCCACCUGUUACGAGGCUGCGGGCGCCUAUACGUAUGGGCGCCUGCACGCCAAGACCGAUCCCGGCAAGCCCGGCCGCGAGAGCGGCGAUGUGCUGUCCGAUCUGGAGCACCACGCGUGCCCCGGUGCCGGCGCCUGCGGCGGCAUGUACACUGCCAAUACCAUGGCCACGGCUAUUGAGGCCAUGGGACUCACCUUGCCGGGUUCAUCGUCGUAUCCGGCGCUGUCGCCGGAAAAGUCGCGUGAGUGCGAGCGCGCUGCCGAGGUCAUCAAGACAACCAUGGCCAAGGACAUUCGUCCGCGCGACCUCUUGAGCCGCGCUGCGUUUGAGAACGCGCUCGUUCUCACCAUGAUCCUCGGCGGCUCCACCAACGGCGUGCUGCACUUCCUCGCCAUGGCCAACACGGCUGGCGUGCCCCUCUCCAUUGACGAUGUCCAGCGCGCGAGCGACCGCACGCCUUACCUAGCGGACCUUGCUCCUAGCGGCCGGUAUCUGAUGGAGGACUUGCACAAGGUCGGCGGCACGCCGUCUGUGCUCAAGAUGCUCAUCGCCAGCCGAAUCAUUGACGGGACCGUCAUGACCGUCACAGGCAAAACGCUCGUCGAGAAUGUGGCCGACUGGCCGUCACUCGACCCCGGCCAGAAAAUUAUACGCCCUCUGGACGACCCCAUCAAGCCUAGCGGCCACAUCCGUAUCCUCCGCGGUAACUUUGCCCCGGGCGGCGCCGUCGCCAAGAUUACUGGCAAGGAAGGCCUGCGCUUCACCGGCCGCGCUCGCGUCUACGAUUGCGAGCGCGAUCUCAACACGGCGCUGAGCCUCGGCGAAAUCAAGGCCGAAGACGGCAAUCUCGUCAUUGUGGUGCGCUACGAGGGCCCCAAGGGCGGUCCCGGUAUGCCCGAGCAGUUGCGCGCCUCGGCGGCCAUUAUGGGUGCGGGACUGACGAAUGUGGCGCUCGUCACGGAUGGGCGUUAUAGUGGUGCGUCUCAUGGCUUCAUCGUGGGACAUGUGGUGCCUGAAGCAGCCGUCGGCGGACCGAUUGCGCUGGUUGAGAACGGCGACGAGAUGACAAUUGAUGCCGAGACAAAUCGUAUUGAUGUUGCCGUUUCGGACGAGGCAAUGGAUGCUAGGCGGUCGAGGUGGACGCCACCGGAGCCGAGGGUCAAGAGGGGCACCCUGGCCAAGUAUGCGCGCUUAGUGGGCGACGCCAGCCAUGGUGCGGUGACGGACGGAUGGUGA